Hermetia illucens (black soldier fly) is the source of this 1197-nucleotide messenger RNA. It is a transcript of the gene PIG-K, whose product is annotated as putative GPI-anchor transamidase. The transcript has 6 exons. The coding region runs from base 60 to 1121 and encodes 353 amino acids. The record is from RefSeq and is a predicted model, not a curated record. Lineage: Eukaryota; Metazoa; Arthropoda; Insecta; Diptera; Stratiomyidae. Gene Ontology annotation, molecular function: GPI-anchor transamidase activity. Gene Ontology annotation, biological process: protein localization to cell surface; proteolysis; attachment of GPI anchor to protein. Gene Ontology annotation, cellular component: GPI-anchor transamidase complex.
UGUCAAGCUGACAUUUGAUUGAAUAUUUACAAUCGCGGUUGUGCUGAUACUCCGUCAAUAUGGGGCGGCGACUUAUAUUUUCCGUUUCUUUAAUAUUUGUGAUAAAUAUCAUUCCAUGUUUCUGUGAAACACCAAAUUUGCCGCAAAAAUAUGUGGAUUCAGUCCAAACCUCCACUCAUACCAAUAAUUGGGCCGUUCUCGUCGAUGCAUCUCGUUUUUGGUUCAAUUAUCGCCAUGUCGCGAACGUUCUGUCGAUUUAUCGUUCAGUCAAGAGAUUAGGAAUUCCCGACAGCCAAAUCAUCCUCAUGAUAGCCGACGACAUGGCGUGUAAUCCAAGGAAUCCAAACCCUGGAUUCGUCUAUAAUAAUGCCAAUCAGCACAUCAAUGUUUACGGAGAUGAUGUUGAAGUGGAUUAUCGUGGCUACGAGGUGACUGUGGAGAACUUUGUCCGCUUGUUAACAGGACGCACACAAAAUGGUACCGCGAGAUCCAAGAAACUUUUGACUGACACGAGCAGUAAUGUAUUGAUUUACCUAACCGGGCAUGGUGGCGAUGGAUUCCUGAAAUUCCAAGACUCUGAGGAAAUAACGAAUCAAGAACUGGCGGACGCUAUCGAGCAAAUGUGGCAGAAGAAACGCUACAACGAAUUGUUCCUCAUGGUGGACACAUGCCAGGCAGCGUCUCUUUACGAAAAGUUCCAUUCUCCGAAUAUUCUAGCCAUUGCAAGCAGUUUGGUUGGAGAGGAUUCACUUUCGCAUCACGUCGACCCGUCCAUUGGUGUCUACAUGAUCGAUCGCUACACCUACUACGCUUUAGAGUUCCUUGAAAAGGUUCAACCAAACAGCAACAGAACAAUCGGAGAAUUUCUUCAAGUUUGCCCGAAGCGAGUCUGUAUCUCCACAGUAGGCGUUCGCAAGGACUUGUACAGGCGAGAUCCAAACAAGGUACCGAUAACCGAUUUCUUCGGUUCUAUUCGUCCAACCCACACAGUGACUGAAAGGAUCAAUAUCACUCUGGCAAAUGAAGAGGACGUUAUUGAAGAUUUCCACCAUGAUCACCCUCCGGCGCCCGAUAUUGAAUACAAGUUUGCGCCACAAUUCCCUUCGGAAAUAUUUGCUUAGAUAGUUCUUUUGUUAGUUUUGUAAAUUACUUUGUUUAAAUAAAAAAAUAAAUACCAAAUAUAGUUCGUACUAUAAA